CGGGACGGAGGCAACAGCACACCGAGCGAGCGCCUGUGCCCGAGGGCAGCGAUGCUGUGGUUCCAGGGCGCCAUUCCGUCCGCCAUCGCGUCGGCCAAGAGGAGCGGCGCGGUCUUCGUGGUGUUCGUGGCAGGUGAUGAUGAGCAGUCUACACAGAUGGCUGCAAGUUGGGAAGAUGAGAAAGUGACAGAAGCAUCUUCAAACAGUUUUGUUGCUAUUAAAAUCGAUACCAAAAGUGAAGCCUGCCUACAAUUUUCACAGAUCUAUCCUGUAGUGUGUGUUCCAUCCAGUUUCUUUAUUGGAGACAGUGGAAUUCCCUUGGAAGUAAUAGCAGGAAGUAUUCCUGCAGACGAACUUGUUACCAGAAUCCACAAAGUCCGGCAGAUGCACUCAUUAAAAGGUGAAAUAUCAGUGGCAGAUAGUGGCCAGUCAGAAAGUUCAGUCUCUACUCCAUCCACCUCAUUUGAACAUAACAACACUUCUGAAAACUGUCAGUCCAGAAACGUAGAGCUCUGUGAGACACCACCCACUUCUGAUACAAAGUCAGAUUCUGCAACAGGAGGAGAAAUUUCAGGCCAGGCCACUGUGUCUCAAGAGCCUGGUGGAUGUUCAAAUCAGAGACUUACAGAGGAGCUCACCAUCAGAGUGGAAAGACUAACCAAGAAACUUGAAGAAAGGAGAGAAGAGAAAAGGAAAGAGGAAGAACAGAGAGAGAUUAAGAAGGAAAUUGAGAGGAGGAAAACUGGAAAAGAAAUGUUGGAUUAUAAAAGAAAGCAAGAAGAAGAAUUAACAAAAAGAAUGUUAGAGGAAAGAAACAGAGAAAAGGCAGAAGAUAGGGCAGCUCGAGAGCGUAUAAAACAGCAGAUUGCACUGGACCGUGCAGAGAGAGCUGCUCGUUUUGCAAAGACAAAGGAAGAAGUAGAAGCUGCUAAAGCUGCUGCCCUGCUGGCCAGACAGGCAGAAAUGGGAGUCAAGAGAGACUCUUCCACAAAAGAAAGAAGCAGUGUUGCGAGAAUUCAAUUCCGUCUUCCUGAUGGUUCUUCCUUUACAAAUCAGUUCCCUUCUGAUGCUCCUCUAGAAGAAGCACGGCAGUUUGCUGCACAGACUGUUGGCAACACUUACGGUAAUUUUUCAUUAGCAACAAUGUUUCCCAGGAGGGAAUUUACCAAAGAAGAUUAUAAAAAGAAAUUACUGGAUUUGGAACUUGCCCCAAGUGCUUCAGUGGUACUGUUGCCAGCAGGAAGACCAACUACAUCCAUGGUACAUUCUUCCAGUGGCGACUUUUGGACAUUCUUGGGGACAGUACUUUACCCAUUCCUUGCCAUCUGGAGAUUGAUUAGCAACUUCUUAUUCAGUAAUCCUCCUCCUGCACAGACCUCGGUGAGAGCAGCAUCAUUGGAAUCCUCAAACCUUGCAUCGUCUGGCAACUCAGAAAAAAGGGAACCAGUCAGAAAACGAGUGCUGGAGAAACGGGGGGAAGACUUUAAAAAGGAGGGCAAGAUAUACAGAUUGAGGACUCAAGACGAUGGUGAAGAUGAAAACAACACUUGGAAUGGAAAUUCUACUCAGCAGAUGUAG
Molecule: messenger RNA, 1578 nt
Organism: Lipotes vexillifer (Yangtze River dolphin)
Lineage: Eukaryota; Metazoa; Chordata; Mammalia; Artiodactyla; Lipotidae
Gene: UBXN4
Product: UBX domain protein 4
Exons: 13
Coding region: 52-1578 (508 amino acids)
Biological process (GO): ERAD pathway
Cellular component (GO): endoplasmic reticulum
Molecular function (GO): protein binding
Source: RefSeq, a predicted model, not a curated record